Molecule: messenger RNA, 1128 nt
Organism: Kluyveromyces marxianus DMKU3-1042
Lineage: Eukaryota; Fungi; Ascomycota; Saccharomycetes; Saccharomycetales; Saccharomycetaceae
Gene: ERG6
Product: sterol 24-C-methyltransferase
Exons: 1
Coding region: 1-1128 (375 amino acids)
Biological process (GO): ergosterol biosynthetic process
Cellular component (GO): endoplasmic reticulum
Molecular function (GO): sterol 24-C-methyltransferase activity
Source: RefSeq, a predicted model, not a curated record
AUGUCCGAAGACCAAGAAUUGAGAAAGCGUCAAGCUGAAUUCACAAAGCAAUUGCACGGUGACGACGUCACCAAGAGCGGUAUGUCUGCUUUACUCUCCAAGAACAAGAGCGCACAAAGCGAGGCUGUUGCCAAGUACUUGAAGCAUUGGGACGGUAAGACAGACGAGGAUGCAGAACGCAGACGUCUAGAGGACUACAACGAAUCCACACACUCUUACUACAACGUCGUAACGGACUUUUACGAAUACGGCUGGGGUUCCUCGUUCCACUUCUCAAGAUUCUACAAAGGCGAGUCCUUUGCUGCUAGUGUCGCCAGACACGAACACUAUUUGGCGUACAAGGCCGGCAUCAAGGAGAACGACCUUGUGCUCGAUGUCGGUUGCGGUGUUGGUGGUCCAGCGCGUGCUAUCGCCCGUUUCACCGGCUGUAAUAUCAUCGGUCUAAACAACAACGACUACCAGAUCCAAAAGGCAAACCACUACGCGAAGCGCGACCAUCUAGACAAACAAUUGUCCUUCGUCAAGGGAGACUUCAUGAAGAUGGAAUUCGAAGAAAACACAUUCGACAAAGUUUACGCAAUUGAGGCUACCUGCCACGCUCCUACCUUCGAAGGUGUUUACUCCCAAAUCUACAAGGUCUUAAAACCAGGUGGAACAUUUGCCGUUUACGAAUGGGUCAUGACCGACAAAUACGAUGAGUCCAACCCUGCUCACCGUAAAAUCGCUUACGAAAUUGAACUAGGUGACGGUAUUCCAAAGAUGUACCCAGUCAGCGACGCCCGCGCAGCUCUUUCGAAAGUAGGUUUCGAAAUCCUAGAAGAAAAGGACUUGGCUGAUAACGAAGACGAAAUCCCAUGGUACGCACCAUUGACUGGUGAAUGGAGAUACGUCAACUCGCUCUCAGAUCUCGGUACUUUCUUCAGAACCUCUCGUCUUGGCCGUGCCUUCACCACCGGUAUGGUCUCCGUCAUGGAAAAGAUUGGCUUGGCACCAGCUGGUUCUGUCUCAGUGACCCAUGCCUUGGAAGAGGCUGCUGUCGGUCUAGUCGCAGGUGGCGAGGAAAAACUCUUCACCCCAAUGAUGCUUUUCGUUGCAAGAAAGCCAGAAGCUCCAACUUCUUCCAACUAG